Molecule: messenger RNA, 1241 nt
Organism: Bursaphelenchus xylophilus (pine wood nematode)
Lineage: Eukaryota; Metazoa; Nematoda; Chromadorea; Rhabditida; Aphelenchoididae
Source: the annotation of a GenBank genome assembly
AUGAAUCUAUUCGGCAUCUUCCAUAAAAAGAAACACAGGUCAGUUUGAGUCUUUUUAAGAGAGUUUUAUACCAUUUUGAUCAGUUUUGAUGACUUUACCUAAAAUAAUAUUCUAAAAAUUUUUUGGUUGUCUAAAACAAUAUCAAAAAGUUGCUGCUGCGUCUAAAAUAAUAAAAUUUCAGCGCUGCCAAGACUCCAGUCCACACUCCUCCUUGCGAAAAUGACGAGUUUCAAAUGAAAACAUCGGUGUGGGUUACUGUAGUUUCGAAAACAAACUUUACUUUUAGGGCAGCCGAGCAUUCGAAGAGAGCGAAGAAUGCCAACAAAAUGGAGAAAAGCAGGAGAUCGAAGACGUAAGUAGCCUACAACAAGAAUAGUUUCUUUUUUAGUCAUAGCCGUGAUUCCACUUGCGUCAAAAAGAAUCCGAAGGAAAAAGACAAGGACGAAUGUGAUAUCGAGGAAAUUGUCAAAGACGAGAAAUGCAAGAAUGUGCUGAGAGAGGGGGACUUGGAGAGAUACAUUUUGAUAGGAAGGAGGAUCAUCGAAGAGGAAUUUGUGAAACAAACAGAGGAAGCGGCCAGAAAUGGGGAGAGAAUGAGGGAAAAGUCGGUCGCGGAAAAGAAAGCUAACUGUCAGUUCAAAAAUGUAAUACUUGAUGAGCUGAUUACAGAUUUUUUUAUAACCUUUUGUGUUUUUCAGGUCCCAAAAGCGACGCUUCGAGCAAGAUAAAGGCGAAGAAGAAGGUAAUCAAGGAGGACAAGGACUCCAUUGACUCCAAACCGUCCAGUGAAUCCAAAGAGUUUAGGGAACCAAGAUCUGGAGAAGCCAAGGUGUCCAAGGUUGGUUCUGCCGAGGCCAAAGUAUCCAAAGAAGGCAUCAAACCUGUCAAAAAAGAUCUUUCCAAAGCUCUGCCCUCACCACAAGACGAUGGAGUCAGAAGGAACAGUGAAGCCAAAGAUUCCAAGGGAUCUGGAGUAGCCAAGGUGUCCAAAAUUGGUUCUAUCGAGGUCAGAGAAGACGUCAAAUCUCUCAAACAAGACCGGUCCCAAGUAAUGCCCUCGAUACAAGAUUAUGGAGCCAAAAGGAUUCCUGUGUUCGUGCCCAAUCAGAUCACCCCGACAAAAUCUGUGAGUAAACCCCCUCAGGCAAAAAAGAAAUUAAUUUUCUUUUCAGCCAUCGUAUACUAUCGAAUACCGUCUGGUUCAAGGACAAAUGGUCGCUAGAUACGUCCCAAAGCAGUGA